AGUAGCGGAUUGGAAGUGUUCGCGAUCGUGUGCGCGCGUCGGUACGUACAACGCACAACGGGUCAGAUAGCUAGCGUCUCGUGCGACAAGCCGACGACCUAAUUCAAUCGUACGUACGGAAGUUACGUUGAGGUGAAAGGUGAAGACCUCCGUACAUCUUAUCGAACAAAAGAAAGCAAAACGAUUCGGCAGAUUCGAGUUGAAAUAAUCCGUAUCGGUAAGAAAAUGUUUGGAUACUAACAUUUAGUGCGUGACUCUGGAGUGUGUGUGACAGUGUGUGGUACAUUUACAUCACCAAGUACGAGCGGUAUUAGCAUAAUCUUCAAUAAACGGAUCUCCGUGAGCGGAAGGAGCAACACUUACAUAAGGUUGUUGUGUUGUGUUGAUAAACCGUUCGCACACACGCUCAAACGAAGUUCACCAGUGAUGUUGAAGUAACAGAAUCAAAAUAAUUCGACCUGGUGCACAACCAGCCCGCCGACCCGUUUAGACGUGAUGCUGAGUUCUGAGCGUACAGUUUAGAGUGGUUUACCUAGGCAAGUGGUCAAGUGGCUGCUGGUUUGAUCGACAGGUAGUAGCGAUCGGUCCUGAGGCGCUUGAGCCGGAGUGCCAAAACAAAGCUCGUUAGUGUUUGCAAUCUUUUAAGCUAGUACGCGUGAGGUGUAAAGUGUCCAUCAGGUCCCGGAGGUAGCUGCAAGAGAAGACUGGAGCUGGUUCGCCGUGUCCAGCAGUGUUUGUGUUGUUGUGUUUGGCACUGCGCUUCUGGCCGUCUAGCCAGCGUGAUAACCAUCAAUUAGGGCUAAUGCAAAUUACACGAGCAGCGGGACGAGACCAGAACAAUGAUUAAUAUGCAGCAAUUACUGAUGACCGCGGUUCGCUGCAGCCGGUGGCCAGUGGGCGGUGGCGCACUCGUACGGCGUCGUCCGUCCGGCCGUGUCGCCCACGUGUCGCUGCUGCUAGCGCUGCUGACGGUGCUCGGUACGGUGAAGCACUGCGACGGCUAUCUGGACGACCGGCAGCCGGUGUAUCUGGAGGCGAAGAUCGGUUCGUACGUGAUACUGGACUGUCCGGUCGAUUUUCCCCAGGACGAACCCAUACCGUACGUGCUGCACUGGAACAAGGACAACAAACCCGUUUUCACGCUGUACGACGGUGUACUGAACGCUUACGAAACCUUCAUUGGACGUGUGACGCUGCUCAACAACGACAUUCUGUACGGCAAAGCAUCGCUCAACCUAACCUCAAUACGUGAAAGCGACAACGGCUGGUACGAGUGCAAAGUGAUCUUCCCGAACCGUGUCCCAAACAAGCGCAACAAUGGUACCUGGUUUCACAUAUCCGUGCUCGGUGGCACAUUGCUUCGUAUUCCACCCGUCAACCAAACCGUGCUGGAAGGCGAUCCGGCCUUUUUCCACUGUGUCGUACAGAACCCGGAAACGAUGUUCGUCGAAUGGUACAAGGAUAAUGUGUCCCUGCUCGAGUACUACGACCUAUCACACCGUUCGAUGAUGGGUCCGGAUGGCAGUUUGACGAUCAACCCAACGCAGAUGAGCGAUCUCGGAUUCUUCACGUGCGAAGUGCGCAACACUGCCAACGAUACGCAAUCGGCUAGUGCGUACCUGAAUGUGCAGUAUAAGGCAAAGGUGGUCUAUGCACCGAAGGAGGUAUACAUACCGUUUGGUGAGUCGGCCGUGUUGGACUGUCACUUCCGAUCGAAUCCACCGUUGAAGAAUCUCCGAUGGGAGAAGGAUGGGUUCCUGUUUGAUCCCUAUAAUGUACAGGGUGUAUUUUACAACCGGAACGGUAGCCUUCAGUUCGACAAGGUGGACGACUCACACGCUGGCCGAUACUCUUGCACACCCUACAACGACCUCGGCACCGACGGACCCUCGCCGAUCAUAAACGUGAUCGUACAGCGACCACCCUUUUUCACCAUCAAACCGAAGCUCGUGUACGUCACCAAGAUGGGUGGAACGGUCGAGAUGCACUGUGACGCCCGUGAUCGGGACGGUUAUCACAUACCACAGAUAACCUGGAUAAAGAAAGAUGGAAGUCUGCUUCCCUACGGUCGGUUCUCUGUCAACGGAGGUAACCUAACGAUCGAGGACAUUGUCGAGUCAGAUCGAGGCAUUUACGGCUGUCAGGCGACAAACGAAGCCGCCACCGUAACGGCCGAUGCUGAGAUAAUGAUAGAAAAUGUGUCACCCCGGGCACCGUACAAUCUGACCGGCAACAGUACCGACACGUCCAUCACGAUUCGAUGGGCUCCGGGAUACAUUCGGCAGUAUCUGGAGUACAUCAUCUGGUACCGGUUAGCGGACGCUCCGGAAUGGCGAACGUUGAAGGUGAACAACAAACACAUCCUGGAGGCAACGAUCACGAACUUGCAGCCGGCGCGGGAGUACGAGUUCAUGGUACUGUGCCAGGACAACUAUGGCGAUGGGAUGUUCAGUAAAGCGUUCCGCUACUUCACCAAACCGACUGAGUUUGAGCAACCGGAAAAUGGUCUGCAAGAUGCGCUGCUGCAGUUUAGCCAGAUUGGAUCGCCGCGAAACUUCAGCGUGCGCAAGGAGCAGGACAACUUCGUUGCACACUGGGAACCACCGGAGCUGGGGCUGGAUCAACUUCGUUUCUACAUUCUGCGUUGGUGGAUCGAACCACAGCACAAACUGUACGGAAGUGCAGAAACAUCCGAGACUCGUUACAUUCUCGACAACCUGGACGAAGACUUUCUGUACACGUUCCAGGUGUUUGCGUUAUCGACGACCAACUACACGAGUGGCAGCAACGAGUACGAAGUUUACGUUUACCCUUACCGGCGCGUUAAGGUGAUGACGGUCAGCGGUGUUCUUAUACUGCUGUUCUGUCUCGCGGUCAUCAGCACGCUGCUCUACAUGAAGCGGAAUCGGAUUCGAAUGCUGCGUGAAGCGGAAAAUGUGAAAAUAUGAGCGCCAUUAGGUGAAGUUCAACUAGCCCAUAAACGCAUAGUGGAAUUAAAAAACGAACACUUAUACACACACACAGUCAGAUACACAUCAUACACUCGUCCGAAGUCAUAAAAGAAACGUGCCGUUCUAACAAAUUGUCUGCAUCGUCAUUUCUGGGAUGUAACCGACCCGACUGGUUGUGCUACACGAAAUGUCCCACUUUCGAUACUGACCUGCCGUAAACCAGCUGCCCUCAUCCGGAAAGUAGAUGUAGUGCUAGUAGUGCUAGCGUUCUCGUUGCUCGUAGACAUACGUUUAGGAAGCGAAGGAAGCAUGAACUGUUAAGCGCGGGCUAUUAAAGUUAAAAACUAUUAAUCGAAAAACGUAUACAAGCUUAUGACGUUGCCGCUGCGUGCUAAAAUAGAGGAAAGAGAAACAAAUAGUAACGUGUAUCGUGGAAUAGAAGUACGUUUUGUUUGUUUUUAGUGCGAAUCAAAGAGAUCUUGUCAUUACUAAUAAUAAACGAAUUAACGGUAAGAA
Anopheles stephensi (Asian malaria mosquito) is the source of this 3467-nucleotide messenger RNA. It is a transcript of the gene bdl, whose product is annotated as protein borderless. Gene Ontology annotation, molecular function: cell-cell adhesion mediator activity. Lineage: Eukaryota; Metazoa; Arthropoda; Insecta; Diptera; Culicidae. The coding region runs from base 840 to 2948 and encodes 702 amino acids. The transcript has 8 exons. Gene Ontology annotation, biological process: homophilic cell-cell adhesion; axon guidance; dendrite self-avoidance. The record is from RefSeq and is a predicted model, not a curated record. Gene Ontology annotation, cellular component: plasma membrane; axon.